UAGCAAUAAGAUGACAUCGUUGUCGACGGAACGUAUGGAGGUCGUCUGUCGGCGGGCGCGAUUACCUCAGCCCGAUCGCGAGAAUAGCACCGCGAAGUCCCGAUUUCGCGCUGCGCUUCCAUUACCGCACUCAUCGAGCUAUGAGAAGACUCAUGGAGAUCUUGAUGGCGUCCUUGGGGAUGGCUGUCCCUGAAGCUGAGCAGCCCGAGUUGGAGAUGUGACCCCACAUCUCCGCAUUGUGGGGAAGCUCGCCAACCUCACCCCAUACGCCUCGACUCGCGUCGCGUCUAGAUUUAGACUCGAUGUGGGCCAUGAAUCUCUCCAGAUACAUAUCCAGUCCCUGGGCCAUGCAGGGACUGGCUUUACCAACGACCGAAGACCCUUCCGCAUCGUAAUCGGCCGCCAUGCCCUCCCCUGCCUACAUCAACGCCGAGUACCAAUCGACGCACUACAACCUCUUCAAGGACUCCAUUACCGUUCCGCUCAAGCCUGUGCUCCCGCCAGGCGUCACGCGAUAUGCCUUCGAUGCGGCCAUCAUGCAGUACAUGGCCGCGGUAGGCCACGAGCAGGUGCUGCAGGGCGACGCGUUGACCGAAUACAUCGAUCCGUACGAGCUAUGGGAAGCGGAGGGGAAGCGCAGAAUGCCUAGCGCAGCUGUGCGACCGAAGAACACUGAGGAAUUGCGGAAAGUGCUGAAGGUGUCGAACGAGUACAACAUCCCGGUGUGGUACUUCUCGAGAGGGAAGAAUCUCGGAUAUGGAGGUCCAGCUCCACGCGUCAACGGGUGCGUAGCGCUCGACCUGCACCGGAUGAACAAGAUCAUCGAAGUCAACGCCGAAUACGCCUACGCCGUCGUCGAGCCCGGCGUCACCUUCACCGAACUGUACGAAUACUGCGUCGCGCACAAGCUCAAGGUAUGGCCUUCGGUGCCGUCCUUGGGAUGGGGUUCGGUUGUGGGGAAUACACUGGAUCGCGGUACGGGCUUCACGCCCACGGCAACGCAUCACCAGCACAUUUGCGGCGUGGAGGCCAUGCUCGCCGAUGGCGAACUAGUGCGAACAGGGCAAUUCGCCGUGUCGGGAUCGCCGUCGUCGCAUCUGUCCAAGUUUACCUUCGGCCCCAGUAUCGAGGGACUCUUCCUCCAGUCGAAUCUUGGCAUUGUCACCAAGCUUGGUAUAUGGCUUACGCCGGCUCCGCAGGCAUUCAUGUCCUGUUCCUUCAACAUGCCAGACUUUGAGGAUGUGGAGACGAUAGUCGAUGUCUUCGGGCCGCUGCGCCGCGACGGCCUCCUGCCCAACACUGUCUACGUGUCCAAUCUCGUAGAGUGGCUGGGUAUGCUGGGAAAGCGCGAAGAGCUGUGGCCCGAACCCGGAGCGAUACCUGAGUGGCGCCUGAAAGAGCUACAGAAGCAGCUUGGCAUUGGAUACUGGAAUGCGAAGUUCGGACUGUACGGCGCAAAGGAGGUGGUGCAGGCGCACUUCAACGAGCUCAAGAAGAUCGUGGCAAAGAAGGCUCCCAAGGGGAAACUCACGGGCGAGAUCUUCUCCGCUGAAGAUGGCGAGACGCUGGACCCAUCAUCUGUCCCCGAGCCGCAUGGUGGCUUCUUUGUAGGCGUUCCGAGUCUGUGGAGUCUGCCCAUGGUGAAGUUCCGGCUACCCAAGAAAGGCGGCGGCAUUGGUGCGCACUACGACUACAGCCCGAUAAUACCGUCAAGCGGGAAGACGGUGCUGGAGUGGGUGAAGACUGCGAAGAAGGUGUGCGAAGCCGAAUCCUUCGACCUCUUCUGCGACUUCUUCAUGCACGAGCGCCACGUCAUCUUCGUCAACAUGAUGACCUUUGACAAGACCAACCCCGCCCACAAGCACUCCGUCGAAACCAUCUUCUCGAACCUGUUCAAGGAAGGGCGGAAGCGUGGCUUCAGCAAAUACCGGAGUCACGUCAACACCAUGGAUCUCGUUGCUUCCCUUUACGACUUCAACGAUCAUGCCUAUCGCCGCUUCGUAGAGAAGAUAAAAGACGCGCUCGAUCCGAACGGCAUUCUCUCGCCUGGAAAGCAGGGCAUAUGGCCGAAGCGCUUCCGCGAGAAUGAGAAGCUAAAGGCGCACUUGUAGAUGCAUGUUGCGUUUGUAAAACACUGCUAGUAAGACUAGAAUUUCAUCAGUUUCUUCUCUUUUGAGACUCCUUGAUCUCUUCCUAUGAUACAAUCAUACUCUCCCUUAGCAAGGUAAGUAGAGGACGUCCGCGCCAGGAGGUCGCAAAGAAUAAUCAAAGGAAGAAACGGUGAAACAUUAGAUCUCAGCCUCAAGCCCGCG
This is a messenger RNA of Trematosphaeria pertusa, 2312 nucleotides long. Its product is annotated as vanillyl alcohol oxidase. The coding region runs from base 405 to 2111 and encodes 568 amino acids. The transcript has 4 exons. NCBI's taxonomy places the organism in Eukaryota, Fungi, Ascomycota, Dothideomycetes, Pleosporales, Trematosphaeriaceae. Gene Ontology annotation, biological process: lactate catabolic process. Gene Ontology annotation, cellular component: mitochondrion. The record is from RefSeq and is a predicted model, not a curated record. Gene Ontology annotation, molecular function: D-lactate dehydrogenase (cytochrome) activity; D-lactate dehydrogenase (NAD+) activity; FAD binding.